Messenger RNA from Polistes dominula (European paper wasp), 2560 nucleotides. Its product is annotated as fatty acid hydroxylase domain-containing protein 2. NCBI's taxonomy places the organism in Eukaryota, Metazoa, Arthropoda, Insecta, Hymenoptera, Vespidae. Gene Ontology annotation, molecular function: iron ion binding; oxidoreductase activity. The record is from RefSeq and is a predicted model, not a curated record. Gene Ontology annotation, biological process: lipid biosynthetic process.
GAACUACGAACGGACAUACACGGUGUAGUGCGUUUCAUUUAAUGAUACGAUGCUGUAUGUGAAAUAACGAGUUUUGUAUUUGGAUCUCGUAUUUUAGUUAAUUUUUAUUCUAAAUUACGAUCUCUAAGAUCAAUCCAUAUUGUAGUGUAAUAUCAAUCAGUUUCCCAUAACGGCGGGCAAUCGAAUCAUGUCGAGCAUAAGUCUCUUAAAUAAAAUGUUUCGAAAGAUAAUCAAAAAGAAAUCCCAGCUACAACAACAAGUGUGCGGUUCAACGCAAUUGAAACUUUCCAAUCCAAGCGGAGAUGCCGGCAAAAAUCAAACUCCGCCUACGUUGCUUUCGAGUUUGAGAAGCGUUCUUUUCGUCAUCGGAACUGUUGUUAUUGGAUUUGCUGCCGUUUGCAAUUCGUUGACAUGGCAUCUCCAAAGAUUUUGGGGCGCUUCCGGUGAUUUUUGGCAAGCUCAAUGGGACAAGAUUUUGAAUAAGUUUGGAGACGAUCCUGUAACCUUAUGGGUUUAUGGAUCAAUGGGAUUGACAUUCAUGGUUUACUGGAUUUUUGGAGGCAUUUAUACGAUCCUUGACGUUACAAAUCGUCCAGCAGCUUUACGAAGAUACAAGAUACAACCAGGCACGAACGAGCCAGUUGACACAAGAGAACUCUGCAAAGUAAUCGCUCAAGUAUUGUUAAAUCAGAUAAUCGUUGGACUUCCUAUAGCAUACUGCAGUUAUCACUUUAUGGAAUGGCGCGGUUAUCCCUCGGUAAGAGAAUUGCCGACUUUUCACUGGGUGCUCGUUGAGAUCGCCAUUCAUAUAUUGUUCGAGGAAAUUGGAUUUUACUAUUCACAUAGAUUCCUGCACAGCCGUUACCUGUACAAGUACAUACAUAAACAGCAUCAUGAAUGGACUGCACCAGUAGCGGUAACAGCGAUGUACUGUCAUCCUUUAGAACACAUUGGCUCCAAUUUGAUUCCACCGUUUCUCGGUGUUUUCAUCGUUGGCUCUCACGUAGCAACCGCAUGGUUGUGGUUCUCUCUUGCGAUUCUUUCGACGUUGAAUGCUCAUUCUGGUUAUCAUUUACCGUUUUUCCCAUCUCCAGAGGCACAUGAUUUUCAUCACUUAAGAUUUAAUCAAUGUUUUGGAGUAUUAGGCGUUUUAGAUCGUCUUCAUGGAACAGAUACUCAAUUUCGUAAUUCACGAGCUUAUCAACGUCACGUGAUGAUGCUUAGUUUGGUACCACCGAGAGAGGCAUUUCCUGAUGAAACUAAAUAUAAAUCUAAAUAAGAAGAUAAUAUAUUCGGUUGUAUAAACAUGUCGAGAUUAAUCUUGAAACUAAACUUCCUGGUUCAGAUCGGUAUCGUCGAAUAAGAAAAAUAAUGACGACGAUUACUUCGGUUUGCAUUUGACAAACGAUUCUUCUUCGAUUAAUCUUAAAGAAGUUUCGGAACUCUACGAUCGGUAUAAUACCGAUUCGUGAACUUGUUCAAUUGUGCACAACCAUAGGUCAGCGUGAUCAAUCGAGGCCUAAUCUCGCUGAACUUUAUCUACAUAAUUCGACCCAUUCACGAGUCAUUUAAACAAAAUUUUUAAGAUAAUUUUAUCUUUUUUUUUUUUGUUACUACAUGAUAUUUGUAGCGUUUAUUUUAGAGAGAAAAAGAAAGAGAGAGAGUGAAAGAGAGAGAGAGAGAGAGAAAAAAGAAAAGAGAUUUCUUUCGGCUGUAAUUAUAUGCACAACAACUUAUACUAUUUUUUUACUUUUCCUUUCUACAUCAAAAUAUAUUCGAAAAUGUGUAAUUUGAUAUAAAUCAUUUUGUCUAUGAUAAGAAAGAAAUUCCUUUUUGAACGUAAUAAUUGGACGGAUUUUUAAUUUAUUAGUGUAAACGUUAAUGUAAAUUUUGAUUUAAAUCAUUAACGCGAAAACAUGAGAUCGUCACGACAAGCGGAAAUCAUCGUAAACAAAAUUAACAUAAUAAUUAUAUAAAAAUAACAUUCUUGAAAAAAAAACUAUCGGAUCGAUAGAUUGCGUUAAUCGUUCCAAUUAAUAAGCUGUUAAUAUUAAACUUGACUUUAUGACAAAUACUAUUUUUAUAUUUAUUUUAUCGUAGUUUAUAUAUAAUCAAUGACUUAACGAUUUCAAUGUAUUCCACGUUAAGUUCGUAGUCAUUUUUUUCUUAGCGAAUUUAUUAGUUAGGUGGUAUGGUACGUGUGCAUAAUAACUAUUAAAUAUUAUAUUAGCUUUAUACAUUUGAGGUACAUUCAAAUUAAUUGAAAAUUGCUUAUAUAAACGUACUAUGUAGUACAAAAUGUACAUAAUAUCAUCAUCGAAAUUAUAAUUGUGGAUGAAUCGAACUUGAACGAUAUAUCCAUAUUUUAAAAAAAACUGAUUGUAUAUUUUUCUUUUUUUUUUUUUUAUUUUAUCUCAUAGUUUUUACUUUUAAAAAUAUGCUGUUCGAGAAAUAAUACGAUUUGUGAGAUUCAAUAUAUACUGCAUUUUCAGUAAACAUUAUAACAAUUGAUCAAUGAUAUGAUAUUUUGCAAUAACCCAUAGUACCUAAUAUUAUAUAA